UAUACAAAUGUCAGCCAAUGACAUAUAACAACCAUUUCUUAUAAAACCUUGAUGUUCAAAAGCCUGACUAGCAGUGGCAUCCAUGUUGCUUAGGAGUUGGUUUGGAAACAAAGACUUUCAGGCCCUACCUAUACUAGCUAGAUUGCCAAGUAUGCCCACGGACAUGGAACACACAGGACAUUACCUACAUCUUGCCUUUCUGAUGACAACAGUUUUUUCUUUGUCUCCUGGAACAAAAGCAAACUAUACCCGUCUGUGGGCUAACAGUACUUCUUCCUGGGAUUCAGUUAUUCAAAACAAGACAGGCAGAAACCAAAAUGAAAACAUUAACACAAACCCUAUAACUCCUGAAGUAGAUUAUAAAGGUAAUUCUACAAACAUGCCUGAAACAUCUCACAUCGUAUCUUUAACUUCUAAAUCUGAACAGGAGCUUUAUAUACCUUCUGUCGUCAGCAACAGUCCUUCAACAGUACAGAGCAUUGAAAACACAAGCAAAAGUCAUGGUGAAAUUUUCAAAAAGGAUGUCUGUGCGGAAAACAACAACAACAUGGCUAUGCUAAUUUGCUUAAUUAUAAUUGCAGUGCUUUUUCUUAUCUGUACCUUUCUAUUUCUAUCAACUGUGGUUUUGGCAAACAAAGUCUCUUCUCUCAGACGAUCAAAACAAGUAGGCAAGCGUCAGCCUAGAAGCAAUGGCGAUUUUCUGGCGAGCGGUCUAUGGCCCGCUGAAUCAGACACUUGGAAAAGAACAAAACAGCUCACAGGACCCAACCUAGUGAUGCAAUCUACUGGAGUGCUCACAGCUACAAGGGAAAGAAAAGAUGAAGAAGGAACUGAAAAACUUACUAACAAACAGAUAGGUUAGUGAAGAAAAAUGCAAAGUAGCAAUGAGAAGGCUUAUGGAGUAAAAAUGAAGUCAGUUGGUAUUUAAUCCCAAAGUGUUGUUCUGAUUAUCUAAAAUUUGACAUGGUAGACCUUGCAAUUUAGAAUCAAGCAGGUGAGACAGGGAGUAUGCCUGCUUAAUUAUUUAAACUGUGUACUUUUGUUUUGGCACUGAAUAUUUUAAAAAGCAAAUAAUAAAAUAACUAAGCAUUUGAGGAAAAUUUUAAGGAUAAAUUGAGGAAACUGAUUAAUAGAGAUAGCAAGGGAUAAUUAAAUAAAUAUUCCCUAUGUAGCAACAGUGGUUAGAUGAUCUUUGUCUGAAUGUAAUUAAACUUUGAAUAGUUUUAGUGUGUCCUUAAAGCCAAGUAUAUGCUUUAACAUCAAAUGGAAGUCAAAUUCCUAAUGCAUAGAUAGAGAGAGCUAAACUGUGUAAUUUAAUGGUAUCUUCUUUGCUGGAUGUGGCAGAAUCCACACCAGCUUAUCAACCAACACAGCUAAUUUUAGAAUAGAUCCUUUAUCUUUCCAUAUGGCACACAUAAGAAAGUGUUUUUCUACUAUUAAUAUUAAAUUAAAACCUUUACUUUUGUAUAAUAAAUUAAAACUCAGAAUAAACCUGUGACCACGUA
This is a messenger RNA of Pan troglodytes (chimpanzee), 1505 nucleotides long. It is a transcript of the gene EVI2A, whose product is annotated as ecotropic viral integration site 2A. Bases 83 to 862 code for a protein of 259 amino acids. The transcript is spliced from 2 exons. Lineage: Eukaryota; Metazoa; Chordata; Mammalia; Primates; Hominidae. The record is from RefSeq and is a predicted model, not a curated record. Gene Ontology annotation, cellular component: membrane.